AUGGCUUCAUCACCAUUAUUAUUCACAGUGAGGAGGUUCCAACCAGAGAUGGUGCUUUCAGCUGCUUCAACUCCUCGAGAAGUUAAACUACUCUCUGACAUAGAUGAUCAACAAGGUGUCAUGUUCGUUGAAGCUGAAGCUGAUGUAACACUUGACCAAUUUGGUGACUCUCUCCAUCCACCAUUCCUUUGCCUCCAAGAACUUCUCUACGAUGUUUCAGGCUCAGAAUUAAUUAUUGAUCGUCCCAUUCGACUCAUACAAGUGACACGUCUCAAGUGCGGUGGUUUCAUAAUAGCAAUAAAUUGGAAUCAUAUCAUGGGCGACGCAGCUGGUUUAAUCCAGUUCAUGAAUGCAUGGGCAGAAAUGGCUCGAGGAGAACAUCAACCUUCGAUUCAACCUGUCUGGUAUAGAGAGAUCCUCAUGGCAAGAGACCCACCACGCAUUACAUGCAACCAUCUUGAAUACGAACAAAUACUUCCAUCAAACACCAUCAAAGAAGAAGAUACUUCUACUAGUACUACCAUAGUCCAUCAAUCUUUCUGCUUUAGACCUUCAGACAUAGCUGCAAUUCGUCUCUUGGUUCCAUUUCAAUGCACCACAUUUGAUCUUAUUGCUGCAUGUUUUUGGUAUUGUCGUACAAAAGCAUUGCAGUUAGAGCCGGAGAAGGAUGUACGAAUAAUGUGCCUCGUCAAUGCACGUUCAAGGGAAGCUUUGCGGGAACUCACUAGGUUAUGCAGUAGAAUUGAUAAGAAAGUUGAAAGGACAAGUUACAGAAGAAUACAUGCAAUCAGUGGCAGAUCUUAUGUGAAUUUUGGAUGGGGUGAAGGAGUGUAUGGUGGAAUUGCAAGAGGUGGGGCUGGUUCGUUUCAUGGAGCAAGUUUUAUUGUUUCACAUAAGAAUGCAAAAGGAGAAGAAUGUUUGACAUUGCCAAUUUGUUUGCCUUUAGAAGAGAUGGGAAGAUUUAAAAAAGAGUUAGAUGAGAUGCUUGGUAAGAAUAAUCAACCUACAAGGAGUGUUUCUAGUUUUGUGAAGUCUACCUUAUAG
Molecule: messenger RNA, 1044 nt
Organism: Vicia faba (fava bean)
Lineage: Eukaryota; Viridiplantae; Streptophyta; Magnoliopsida; Fabales; Fabaceae
Source: the annotation of a GenBank genome assembly